This is a messenger RNA of Scatophagus argus, 4457 nucleotides long. It is a transcript of the gene tspan15, whose product is annotated as tetraspanin 15. The transcript has 8 exons. The coding region runs from base 166 to 1065 and encodes 299 amino acids. Lineage: Eukaryota; Metazoa; Chordata; Actinopteri; Scatophagidae. Gene Ontology annotation, cellular component: membrane. The record is from RefSeq and is a predicted model, not a curated record.
GGUAAAACAGCACCCUCCCAUUUCACUUUAUUUCAGACCAUAAAUCUUGCAUCCAUCAUCCAUCACGCCGACGUGAGUUUCCAGGUGUGGUGACGAAGACAAUGCGGAAGUGCGUUUUCCACAGCGCAGCGAGCCGUUGAAGUCCAGUGUCAUCAGUCAGACACGAUGUCCAACAAUGACGAUAUUCGAUACUGCCACAGGUUCUCCUACAUUUGCCUCAAAUUCCUCCUGUUCUCCUACGCCGUCAUCUUUUGGUUGAUAGGCGGCUUUAUCUUGGCCAUUGGCAUCUAUGCUGAGGUGGAGAGACAACGCUACAAAACACUGGAAGGAAUCUUUUUGGCCCCAGCUAUAAUCCUGAUCCUCCUGGGAAUUGUCAUGUUUAUUGUUUCUUUCAUUGGAGUCUUGGCUUCACUGAGGGAUAAUCUAACUCUACUAAAAGUGUUCAUGUACACUCUGACUGUGUGUCUGAUCCUGGAGCUGUUGGGAGGAAUACUGGCGCUGGUGUUCCGCAACCAGACGGUGGAAUUGCUCAACAAGAACAUUCGAAGAGGCAUAGUGAACUACUAUGAUGACUUGGACUUCAAAAACAUCAUGGACUUUGUGCAGAAGAAGUUUAAGUGUUGCGGAGGUCAGGAGUAUAAAGACUGGUCAGUCAACAUGUACCAUAACUGCUCUGCCCCUGGUCCAUUGGCCUGUGGUGUCCCUUAUACCUGCUGCAUUACUACUAAGCCUAAUGAAGUGGCCAACACUAUGUGUGGGUACAAGGUACUGGAAAAGGAGCGCUUGGAUUUGAUCGAAAUCAUCCACAUCAGAGGCUGCACUGAUGCUUUCUUCAUCUGGCUGAUGGACAAUUAUAAGAUUAUGGCAGGACUGCUGUUAGGGAUCUUACUGCCUCAGUUCUUUGGUGUGAUAAUCAGCUGGCUGUACAUCACUCGUGUCGAAGACGCCAUCAGUGAGUAUGGUAACUACAUGGACGGACUACUGAACUCGAACACGCUUGAACGAGGAGCCAAGAGGCAGGGCCGCGUGGCCAAAUGGUUCAAGUGUAUGCCAGAGAUCGACUGAUGAAACCAAAAGCCAAAAAGCAGCUCUGCACCACCACUCGGUUGGUUAAACCACUCCAGUCGAUUCAGAUACUGCUGCAGCCUCUGUGGGAGCCUGCCUCAGAGCUGCACGUUUACUAUGUACUAACUCCACCGUGGAGAAAAAAUGUUUUGUUUUUUUGGUUUCAGGAAGAAGCAGUUGUUCAGCAGCCAAACUACUGAACAUUUGAUAUUUAAGUGUUAUCAUGCAGUGUACUAAUCCGUUAAAGGGAAUUAAGAGCUCAUUUGUGUGUUUUCAGGUGUAUUGGGCCUCAGACAGUCUCAGGGAUAAAAGCAUAUACCAGUUCAGCCACUUUUGUUUCUCUUUUAUAAUUUGACUUGAAAUUAAUCAUAUCACACAAUCUACAACACGUUUUUUUCCUCACUUUAUAUGUGUUCAUUGUGUGUCCCGCACUACCCCUUACUACCUACAACCACAGAUGAAGCAGGUCUUAUUAUCCAGUCACCACAUUCUCCAACAACAGGUGAACCCAAAUGCAAAAUAAUGUGGGCGAAGACGCAUUUCUGUCAUAAGGAAAUAGUUUGCCUUAUUUGUAUGGAACUCAUAGAGGUUUGAGACAUAACAUGAUUUAUUUUGGAAUAUCCUGUAUAGAAUAAGUAUUUACAGAGUGCUGCACCCUGUGCAUCCUAUUAUGACCACAAGUGCUCACUGAAUCUCAGUGAAUCAGAACAAGAAGUGUUGUUUUCAAUUCACACAUCUAUUACAGACAUUUCUACACCAAACCCUUAACUUUGAUUCCUUAUUUGAGCUCUGCUGUUCUUUUAAGUCAAAUACUUCAGCCAUCUUAUUGGGCUCUGCGGUGUCGAGUCAGAGAGUCGGCUUCACGAGGAUCACUUUUAUACACUGAUUUAAAAGUUGAAUGCUAAUGCAAUAAUGAAAAAAUCUCAUGGUUAUUGUUAAGCGUAGUACCGCUAGAAAUUACACUUAUCCACCACUAAUUACAGCAAAUCCAUCUGUUAGACAGCCACUUCCCCUGUAUUAGAUUUUUAAUCAACGUGUCGAAAUGUUUUUAAUGAACGAGUCUUCUUGGUUCCAAAAUGUUCAGUUCUUGAAGCACAAAUAAUGAUAUACAUACCUUAGUUAUAUUUAUCUGAAGCCACAUUUUAUUUUCUCUGACCUUAACCAAAGUGUUUUAGUUGCCUGAGCAUAAUCACACACAGGCCUCCGUCAACAUGCUUUGUACGUCACAUGUCCACUUAGACCACCUCCUCACAACUUUUCUUACUGGACGUGGAAAAAAAAUGUUGCCGCUGAACAUAAUCCAUGUGGCAGUUAUGUUUGGGUCAAGACAAAAUGAAUCGUUAUUUUUAGGAGAUAGGGACAUUUUACAUAUUAUAUUAGACUCACAUAUUAGAACAGGUUAACCAAGAUGCACUAUAGCUAAAUGACCUUUGAACAACAUGCGGUCGUCAUUAUUUAAGUGAAUAGUAUGAGUUUGAAGUGUUGCUGGACUGCGUUUAGUUUUAAUGUGAAGUUGAAAACUCGGUUCAGAUACCCUUAUUUUUUGUUGACUUGGUUCAUUUUGAAAUUCUCAUCUCCCUGAUCCCAGAUCUCUUGAUAUGUCUGUCAAUAUAUUCUGUACUGUAUUGUUUGCAUACAUUUCAGCUGGUUCUUUUCAGUCGUUGCCUCUGUUCAAUAGGUUACAGGGCCAAACAGAAGUUGUCGUCAAUAGCAUGAUCACAUCUCAGGCCUAAAUAUGUAAUAAUUCAGGUUAAAUUAAUUAUUAUGAUUAUUAUACAAUUAAAACUCCCAUUCAGCUGGCUGGAGAAAAGCAGUAAAUUUGAUUUUAACAUGUUGGUCACCUAAAUUCAUUCUGUUGACCUUCAAAAAAAUUGAUUUUCAUGUUUUAGCUCACUGUUUAUUUGACUCUUGACUUGAAGUUUUGGCUGCUGGGUGGAAGGUAAAAGUAAUGUGUAUAUAACCAAUUGGGUGAGGGUUUGUUUAAUGUGUGCUACAGUUAUUACCUACCUUCCUGUCAAUAAACAAGAAACAUCAGAAUCAGCGGACAGUAACAUGGGACAUCUUCUCAUUGGUUAGACAGCAGUGAGAAGAAAGAGGUUUUAUGAUGCUAUUCAUUUGAAAGUCAAGACUGCACUCGGGUCACUUCAUUUGUCUGCCUCAUUAAACUGGACAUGAUCUAAUGCUGGUGAGUUAAAAGGAGCGUGAUAGCUAAUUAACGAGUCGUCAUGCAUUUUGCAGACUCACUGGUCAGUUCAGGUUGUCAGGGAAAUUAGCAGUAUAAAACUUGUGUAGAUUUUAAUUAUUUUUGCUUCAAUUAAAAAAGCAUUGACCCAUCUCUGACAGAAAGUGUAAUGUAACUAGUUAUUUUCACAUUGUAUAGUUUGUUUUGUAUUUUUUGAGAAGUCUAAGCAAAUUGUGUAAUACUUAAAACCAAAGAUGUGCUACCUUUUAAUGUGUACAGCAUUGACAGAUAUUUUCUAAAGAUGCUACAAAGAAUAUUUCAUUGACUGUAUUAAUGAUGCAACUAUCAUUGUCAACUAUCACCUGCAUAUUAAAGUAGUAGUAGUAUGUUGUUUAAGGCCUCGUUCAGACUGCUAACCCAAGUCAGUUCUUUUGUCAUAUCCAGAUUCUGUACAGAUUGAUUUUCUAAAGUCUGAAAAAUAAAAACAUAUGAGAUUCAAUUUUAGCUAAGCGGAUCCAAACCACAUUUGAACGUGCUCAGAAAUGUGAUUCAAAUCAUCUGAGUCUGGACGCACUGAACACUCAAACUGGACUUUACAAAGUGUCUCUAGUGUCACUUGCAGUACGACACACAACAACAGAGUGACAGAAGUGCAGUGAGGGUGAGCAAAAUCCAUGCUGCUAAUAGCAGAGCAGUCUGCAGGACAGCACAGAGAUCAACAGUCCAUGAGCUAAUAAAUUUUCUGCUUCAUGGCUUGACAGCACAAUCGUUUGGAGAGAGACAUGAUGGAUUUUCAUUUCUUCUUCUGCAUUGAAAACCCAAGCCACCAGCUUAACUCGUUACCACAGCGACUCGUGUGGACAGGCUGGUGAUGUCUGGAUGCACAGAUCUGUUCUGAUUACUGAUCAAAACAGUGCAGACACUCUGUCUUAAAGACCUGAUCUGAGAAACGAGUCCGUUUCACAUGCAGUCUGAACAAAGCCAAAGAUGAUACACAGAUGAAUGUUUUGUCAUCGUUUUUCAUAGUUGCUUGGACAUUCGGCUCACCUCUCUUGCCCUUGUGAUAUCGAUGUGAAUUGCAUCAAUUGUUCGUAAAGUUUUGUAUCAUCAUCGGUUAAUUUAAUUGAACGAAACCACACUCGUUGAAGGAAGUUUUUGUCAGGUUGUUUUUUAGGGUUGAGGUUGAGAAAUAAAAUGAUUUCUUGCUGUU